Aedes albopictus (Asian tiger mosquito) is the source of this 1250-nucleotide messenger RNA. RefSeq lists its product as uncharacterized. Lineage: Eukaryota; Metazoa; Arthropoda; Insecta; Diptera; Culicidae. The record is from RefSeq and is a predicted model, not a curated record. Bases 598 to 1170 code for a protein of 190 amino acids. The transcript is spliced from 2 exons.
CAAAAAAUCAGUUUUGCUUCUGCCGUCGUCAGAUACAGACGAACGCGAAUGUGCUCUUAGCAGCUCGGUCCAUUGUUUACUGCUUGCGCUGUAUGUGCCUUGUUUUCAAGCGCGCUUUGUUAUCCGAUCGUUCACAGUUAUUUCGUCGUCGGUGGUGUUUUGUGUCGAAUGAUAGAGCACGUACUCGACGUGAGUGAAAUUAUGACGAACACUGUGCAGUUUCGCUUCUCACCGGGUAGCCCUCGACCGUCGUGGGUUGAAAUGGCCAACUUCCUCAAAGAGUUGGACACUGAUUUGAAACUGAUCGAAACAACCUACAGGACAGUAGAGGAUCAAUCUUUGUUCAUAAAGUUCAAGUCCCCCGAGGCUAUGGAGGACUCGCUGAGAAAAAACGCGGAACCACGCCGAUUUGCUUAUGAAAGCGGGAGAACAGUAGAAGUUCGAGUGUCCAUCGCGGGUGUCAAUAUGCGAUUCGUUCGUGUAUUCGACUUGCCGCCUGAAAUACCAGAUAACGAUUUAUUGUAGGAACUGAGGAGAUUCGGAAAGAUAGAGCGUAUAAUACGGGAGAAGUUCCCAACAGGACUGGGUCUCGACCACAUGUGUAAUGGAGUCAGAGGAGUGUACAUGGAGGUGAAUAAGAACAUACCACCAACGAUAAUUGUCGCUAACCGGAAAGGAAGGAUUUUUUAUGACGGUCUCAGAGACACUUGUUUUUUGUACGAGGAAAUUGGACACCGAAAGGAUUCCUGCCCCCAGCGGGAGAAUCGGAGGAAAAAGGAAACUAAGAAGCAAGUUAGUGGCGGAUCGUGCUCGUACGCUGGAAUUGUGUCCGGAAAAGAAGCUGUAUCGCUUGAACGAGCUUCACCAGAAGUCUUGGAAAGCGAAGUUAUCGAGGUGUUAGAAGAAGAAGAAUACGAGGAUAUUAUCGAAGAGUCUACAGAAGAAUUGGAAGCGGAAAAGCAGUCGUCGGUUGUCCAUGGGAAAGCUGUCGAUACCGAAAAGGAAAGGAAACGGAAAGAAGGUUUGGAGAAACUGGAAGAGUUUGCCAAGGCGAUUCACGAUGCAAUGAAGAACCCACAGGCUUCUCAUCGACGUAACCAGUUCGCGACUUCAGGUUCCGGUUCCGGCUCAGGACCAAAAAUCAAAGUCGCCCGUAGGACUCGUUAUUGAUUUUUUAAGAAAUAAUUUUAAAAUAACAAAUGUUUUUUCCAGACUUGCGGCUCCGUAGAGUUUUCUAUAAAACAAUAGAG